CCGUCAAAGUCAUAUCAGUCAGCAGACAUACACCCGACCUCCAGCUACCAAUCUUCACUUCAGGGACCGUCGCGCUAAUUUGGAGUUGUGUGAUGCAAUGGGCUAUAUCCAAAAGCUUGUUUCCCCGGGUGACAGAGGCAAAAUGAGUCACAAGCUAAAUUUUAGUUGAUGCUCAGUUUGGCCACACCGACUUGUGCGUCUAUUUUGGUAUCUUCUGAGCUGGCUAUCAGGACCCCGGCCACACCAGUGCAUUUGGACAUGGAUCUGAGGGCUUGACUCACUUUGCAGGUGAUUCUGCAUUGGAGUCUACACUGAGGAUUUUUGUUUGAUACUACAGUCUAGAGUGGGCUGUUACACUCAGCAUGAAAGACCCAUCACCAAGGAAGUAAACACAUCCCACCACUUCCUCAACCUGGGCUGGACGAAAACCAACGGAGCUGCAGAGCUGCAGGAGCUGUAGAGGGGGCAAGACAGGUGAUGCACGAGACAGAAAGAGAGUUGUUGACAUCAUGACCUGUGUGGAAAAGCGACACAUGAGCCAUCGGGUGGGGAGCAUGCUCCAUCAUCGCUUCCCCAACGGCUUCACCGACUUGUUGAUGGACGAGACCGAUCGCGAGGUCAGCACUCUCACCGAUCGGGCCUUCCGAAGUCUCUGCGUCGGAGAUGAUGCAGCCUACAAUGACGAGUUCUCAUAUGGAUACUCGCCUUUCAACUGCCACAAACCUUUGGUGGGGGAGCCUCUUAAAAAGACUCAUCAUAAGGAGUCUAAAAAGCAAGGGCAAAACAAAACAGACAAAAACUAUGCCCAGCAACAACAUAAGAAUAUAUCCCACAUAUCGUCUUUCCUCAAGGCAUUAAGUGCUACAGAGAAAAGCUGUGAGGGGAUGUUAAUCAAAAAUGGAGGUAUGCCAGACACUAACGGGGAAUCAUGGGAUAAGUCUGCACUUCGCAGCAUCCAAAGAGAGCUAUCGGAUUUCUCCUCGGAUUAUCACACCAAUCUCACGGAUGGACAUUACGAGAACCGUCAUAGGCAUCGCUCGGUUGACGGUUCGUCAAACAAAGCAGGCAAAGAUGCUGCCCUUCCCUCUGAGAAAUUAUCAAAGAGCCAAAAUCGGAAAUCCACCGUCAAACUAAGGAAACUUAACAUUAAAAACUUUUUCCUCCACAGUGAGUUCAGUCCUUUCCAAUCAUGGAGAGAUUUUAAUCAGUUUCCCUUUGGUCAAGAGGAAACCUCUAUUCUCCCCACAGAUAAUAUCCCUAAAUGGUACGAUUUGCCUUUUUACAAGGAGCUGACCGAGGCACACAGAAAAGAGACUCAGCAUACAGAGGAGGCACAGUCAUGCCAGAAGGCAGCCCCUCCUCUUACUGCUCCUAAACCCAUCCCUCCCCUUCCUCCCCCAAAGGUUCUGCCAAAGCCCAUAGCCACUCCGGCUGAUAAAAGGUGCUCAUCAGACGGAGGAGAUGGGAGUGCUGCCCCCUGGAGGCGCAACAGGUCCAGGGCAAAAAGUGUGAUUCCCGUCAAUCAGCCUGGGCUACCACCUCAGGAAAACAGUUCAAAAACUUUGGAUGAAAGUCUUUGGCUGCUCAAAAAGGAAGCUAGAUGUGUGGAGGUGAAAGCCGUUGAGGAAGUCAGCUCUUUGGCGUCAACUCCAUUCAGCAUCUGCCAGCUCAUGACUCCCCUCAUUCCCUCCAGACAACCGACAGAAACAUCGGAAAUCCUCCAAACUAUCCUCUCGCCCGCUGCUCUCGACCUCCCACAAAGACCACACUCUGAGGCCAAACUGACCCCUGAACCUCCAGUCAAGCGGGACAGCUACAAAUCACUCGCCUCGAGCAUCCUCUUCAACCUCAAAGACAACAGGAAAAGGGUGAAAAGCCGUUACAGCCCUCCGAAAUUCAAAACAUUAGAAGUGCCUGAGGGUGGCACCCAAUCUCCACAAUCAGAUCAUCUGAAAUAUCCACAAGCUGGCUCUGAGGGCUAUGCAUCUGGCUUAAGCACUCCGGCUAUUUUAAAAGAUGGACAUGCAGUUUGCAGUCCUGUUUUGGAAUCUAACAGCACCCCAACUGUUGCUCUUAUCAAGUAUGAUAGUGACAGACCUCUUUCAGGUGAUUAUUUGUUAUCAAAUCUCUUGCAACCCAAAAGAGACGCUGCAGGUAGUCUUGGUGAGGAGAAUCCCAUCUCCCCCUUCACGCCAUUAAAAAAGACCAAGAGUCCCAAGGCUAAAAAGCAAAACUACCCAUCUCUGAAUUUGUACAAGAAGGCCAGCCCAGUGGACAGUGAUAUGAAAUAUCUUCUAGUCCCUCCAAGUGAGGCAAAUGAAUUUUCACCACUCACGCUGAAUAAAGACCUCUCACCAUAUGCACUGCCAACAAACAACGGGCUUUCGCCAAGUAAUUUAAAUGUCAACAAAGAUCGUUCGCCCAUAAUUUCACCCCAUGCACUUGAGAAAGAGUGGUUGUCAUCUCAUGUAUCAGUAGGGAAAAGAGCACCAAAUGUACCAGACAAAGCAAAACGACUUGUGACAGACAUUAAAGAAAAAGACUUCAGCUCCAAGGAAAAAGAUACUUGUGGCCAACCCAUGAGUACAAUGGAUGUGAUCAGAGCAGCAAGGGACGCAAUUAGUGCAGCCAAAAAUAAAGCUUUAUCUGCAACUCAGUCAGAUAGCAUCAAUAAGCCAAUUUUAGACACAGAAGAACUGAGGGAGAAAGAAAUACAUAAGAAGGUUGCCCAUUCAAAAGAAAUGUUUGGCAGCAAGAGGGAUAGUUCAAUACCAGAAAACAACAAUGUUUUAUAUCAAAGUAGAAAUGAAGCAACCCUGGUAGACAAAAAAGGUAAGGUCAAGAAAGAGCCCCCGCCAGUUCCAAAGAGAAAUUUUGCUAAAUCUGAUAUUCAACUCUCUCUUGACAAAAAGCAGAAACAUAAUGAUGACAAGCUCACUAAUGGGGAUUCGGAGGAUGCAAAACUAAAUUUAUCACCAAAUGAAAAUGAAUCUGUCCAGAAACAGGCUAAACUCAAAUAUGUAUUCUCAGCCAGACAGAAUAAUUACAUAAAACAUCAGAGAUAUGCAGUGACGGAUGAUGAACAAGGAGAGGAGUUUCAGGACGGCGAUCUGAAUGUGAACGCAGGAAUGGAUGUGGAUAAGGAUAAGGAGACGAUGCCACUCAGAGAAAUGAGAGAUAGUGGGCAUAUCAUUAAUGAUUUGCAUGCUUUGAAAGAGCUGGAGAGAGCAAGGCUUGGCGAUCGUGUUCUGGAGAACGUGAAGAACAAAUUAGGUUUUCUUAACAUAGAUGAGGAGGCGAGGGCUAAGAAUGAUUUGAUCUCAAGGGAGCUAAGGAACAUUAAGAAGGGCAUGUUGUCUAUGAGAGGGAACACAACGGCUAAGAAAGAACUAUUUGCACAGAAAGAGAAGGACCAGAGCAAGCAGGAGACUUUCACAAAGAUAGAUGCCAACGUCAUAGUAAACAAAGCACUUAUAAAUGAUAAUUAUGACAGAGCCAAAAUGGCACUCGAAGAGAUCAUCUCAGACAGGCAGAAGAGAAAGAAUAAAUUCACAGAGCAGGAUGCAAAUCUAAUAUUUGAUGAGAACACUGAUGAAAGUUAUGUAACAAGGGUAGAGCAACGUCAAAACACCAUUAAAGAGUCUAUGACAGAGGCCAAGGAGAAACAAAAUGGCAGCACUCUUGCACUAAAAGAGAAAGAUUUAAAAGAGAGGUUAAGUGAUCUUAGAGACCACAAUCACAUGAGACAGAUCUUGUCACAAACUGAACCUCGACUUGGUGAGACUCACAGAUCAGGUGAUAGGUUAGCGUUACCUGGCAUGGACAAAACUGAUGAUCCAAGCUUUGAAUCAGAUGAGGUGAAUUUAAGAAACGUAGUGAGACAGAUUUCUGAAGAGAGCGGAGAGAAUCGGACGAACCAAAAUGAUGGCAAAAAGGGAGACGUUCCUCCCGUUCCUCCUAGGAGCAAAAAGGGAGGCAGUAGAAGAGAUGAAAGUGUUUCUAAGGAUACAGAUAGUUUGAAAUAUGUAGUAGAAGAGGAUAUCUUUAACAAAGAUGUAAAAUGUGAAAAUGACGAGGUACGCUUAAAAGAGAUGAGUAGUACAGGCUCAGGAAAACAACAAGUAUAUAGUGACCUGCCCACAACAGAAUCCAGUCAACAUGACACCAGUCCUGUGAAAGAGAGAUGGGAUGUGGUAAAUAAACCAAAUUCAAAAUCUAUUACAGUAACUGAUGGAGUUAUAUGUGAUUCUAUGUUACCUUCAAAAUACCCACAAUCUGAAAAUAGAUUGUGUUUAUCACCAGAGUUUAAAGGAAAUGACAAAAAGGCAAUUAACUUGCAAGCAGACAGGAGCCCCAUUAGGGAAGCCAUAUUUGAAAAUAGCAAUGUCAGGGCAAAGGAAACACCCAAGGUAAAGCGGAAGGCUCCUUUAAGACCAGACCAUUUAAACACACCAGAUGACAAUGUAACUAAUAAUUUAUUGUCAGAAGAAUCUAACAAAAUGAAUAGAGCUAUUGAGGAAAUAAAUGUGGGUGCAGAGGCUCUUGGUGAAACACACAGGGAUAUACUAUCACCCUUACUAUUGGUAAAUGGUAAAAGUGUCAAUCAGAGCCCACCUGACCAAGCCAGCUUGUCAUCAAAAUCCUCCUACUUCUCUGUGGAGAGUACUGUGAACAGAAAUACUGAGACAGAGUCAAAUGUUUACCACUCUCUGGAGAACUUGAUUGGAGAGGAGGAGGAGGUUGAUGAGGUGACGCGGAAUAGUUCACGAAACACAAAACAGGAUUCGGACAGGACGGAAGCUGAAUAUUAUUCUUUAAGUGACCAUGAAAGUGAGCCGGUGGUUGUUGAGCGACAGAUAAAAUCUCCCCAAAAAGAGACAGAAGUACCAUACAAGGACAGCAAAGAAAAGGAUAACACCACCUCAGAUCAAAGCGUGACUUAUGAUGUAAAUAAUCCAACACCAAUGUCACCUUCCAACACUUUCUCACAUAGUUUGGGGAUCCCUGCCUUAUUUAAAGUCAAAGACAUCACUUUGGGUAAUAAAUUGAUAAAGACUGUACAACCAUGGUCACCAAGAGAGAGUCUGAGCGGUUCAGAGAGGGGAGAGGAGUUAGAUCAAGUACAGGGAAAUCCAGAGCUCCCUGCGGCCAAUGAACCUGCCAGCAGAAGUAGCACACCUAUCCCAGAUGAAAUUUCCAAGCCUAACGAGAUUCCAUCGAAGAGUUCACCACCACUGCUGUUGUCUCCUUUGAAUCUGCAAAGUGAAAACCCAAAGAAACCACAAGCUGGAGGAUUCCUUACUGUCCCACAGGAGGAAGAUAGAUUGUCUGGGGUGAGUCCGUCAUCUGAAGGUGUGGAGAGUUUAACAACCAGCACAGCCGACACCGCUGAUGAGAUGGGAAAGACCGCUGAAGUGUCAAAGGUUCCCAGUGAACGGUCUGGGUCCACCUGCAGUGGUAAUGAAAGCCAAACAGGGCUGCCUAAACCACCAGUUGUCUUACCCAAAUCUGAAAAGGCUGUUCUCAAAGCCAUAAAGCUGGCAAAUAGAAGGAUGAAGAAGGAAGAGGCCCAGAAGUCCUCCCACAGGUCGUCUCAAAGCGGCAGCAAACACAGGGUGGAUAGACACAAGAGUGACAAACCUGAGCACAAAAGCAGCAGCAGUCGAAGUAGCGAGAGCAGUGAGAGAAAUCACAGAGAAAAGACAGAAGAUAGUCAUCGUCACAGUGAAAGUCACCAUGGCAAAACCAGUGAUGAUCAGAGUGAGCAAAUACCCUGUGAAGGAAGAGGCCACGGCAGUGAAAACCACAAUCACGACAGAACACACGUGCGCCACAAGACUCGGAGACAGAGCCAUGAUUCUGUGGUAAGCAGUACCGAGAACAAUGAGGCACUACCCAGUGUUGCAACAGGAAGGCAAGGCCGCAGCAGCAACAGACACAUUCGCGAUAAGCCAGAGCAAAGACCCUACAGUAGUGAUAGAGUCAUCAGUAAUGUACCUGUGUACAAAGCUCAGCUCAGCGAGAGACCCACGACGGACAGGCCAAUCAACCGAUCACAAAGCAUCGAUAGGUACUUGGGAGAUCAAGUGGAGCGCAGGCCCAGCGCCGAUAUGUCAGUGAAGGAGAAGCUUGAUCCGAGGACCCAGCGCAUUGAAAAAUCCAUCAUGGACGGGCUUCAGCAGAGAGGCAGAGCCAGAGAAAAGGCAAGCAUAGACACCCCAAUCAGAAGGAGUCACAGUAUUGAUUCGUACCCUAACCCUGACCCUUCAACCCUCUCCCGGCAGUCAAGCCACACCAGCCAGCUUUCUCGCCAGUCUAGCAUUGAGCACGCCAUCGUUACGCAGUCCUUUCCUAUGACCCAACGUAAGCUCCUCCAGGAUCCAGACUCUGGGCAGUACUUCUUUGUAGACAUGCCUGUACAAGUCAAGACGAAAACCUUCUUUGAUCCUGAAACAGGAAGCUAUGUGCAGCUGCCAGUCCAGCCGCCAGAGGGUGCUGUUCCUCAGGCAUCCCCCUUGGAAGUUUUGACCCAACCUCUGGUUGUUUACCACAGCUUUGUACCGGUGCCUCUGUCUCCCAUGGCUCAGAAGGCUCCUAUCCAAGCCUCUCAUAUGGAGCCAAGAUUGAGGCAAAUGCACUGUAAGGACGGACAUCCGUAUUUAGAGCCUGUCUAUGGUCAACACGACCACAUGUUAGGGGAGUUUCUAGGCACUGAGGAGGUGGACUGUCCAAGCUGAUAGGCUAUGAGGAUCGAAACGAAAUAAAAUUUACUUAUUUUGAACAGUGUGAGAGCAUUUCAGGUUGGAUUUUCCAUUCAAAGUUAAGCGUUUGAUCUUUUUAUUGCUUUACUUGCCUUAACAUGGGACAAAGAAGCUGCCCGGGCUUUGCAAAGCUACUCUUGAAUUGGUUUUGUGAGGAGGAAGGAGUUCAAAUUGAGUGUAAUUAAUUUGUGAAUCAAUGACAGUUGAAUGCUUUUGUUUGAAUGUGGGUUAAAUUAUAUGUGUAAGAUAAUGUGCAAUUUUUGAGAAAGAUAAGGGACAUGGGCGAUCCAUGUACAUAAUGUAUUUAAGUGUAAACAGAGCGGGUAAGCUUGAUUGUAAAUGUGGAAUAUUUAUUGUAAAUGCUGAGUUUGUUAUAUACAACGACAGUGGUAUUGGGUUCUCCACUGCUUUUUAGUUAUUGUUUUUUUCUUUUUUAUUACCUGCAAAGUUUUUGCGUUCAGAUUUCUUUUUUCACCAGACAGUUUGCAGUCACUUAAGUUGUCAUUAGAGAUACUUGAACACAGAUAGAACUUACUCAAAAAAUUGUCUUUUGUAUGCUAUUGACUUUAACUGAUCAUGUCCACACAACUUAACAUUAAAAACAUAUUGCAUGCUCAAGUUCAAAUUACGGUUACACUUAUUGUGUUUGAUACAAAAUCAUUUUCACUUUUAAUGCCUAAAAGCUUGAACUGGCAUUGUUGCAAUUAAUAUUUUUUAAUAUGCCGAGAUCAUGAAGGAGAAUUGGUUUUGUAAGUUUGUUGCGUUGGCAUUUCUCUAAACUAGAAUAAAGCAGGGCUGUAUUGUGUCUGUGAUCCAUUCCAAUAAAUAAAAAAAAACCUGUCGUUACAGA
This is a messenger RNA of Perca fluviatilis (European perch), 7611 nucleotides long. RefSeq names its product cardiac-enriched FHL2-interacting protein. The transcript is spliced from 4 exons. Gene Ontology annotation, cellular component: Z disc. Bases 510 to 6737 code for a protein of 2075 amino acids. Gene Ontology annotation, biological process: positive regulation of calcineurin-NFAT signaling cascade. The record is from RefSeq and is a predicted model, not a curated record. Lineage: Eukaryota; Metazoa; Chordata; Actinopteri; Perciformes; Percidae.